AUACAUCCAUUCUCUCUCUCCUUUUUUCCCCUCACUUUUCUUGGGAAUUCCAGGCCAAUUAUUAGCUUUAAUUUUUGUGGGUUUUUCUCCUUAUUGAUUGAUAUUAACCCUAAACAAGUUUUGCCUUUUCUUGCUUUGUUGUGCAGCACCCAUUAAUAUUCGAAUUCUUAUGUUGCUGCUGCUUUCAUUUUAUGUUCUUGAAAGUUGAAAGUACUGCACUUUUCUCAUUUUCCUUUUCCCACCAUCUGAUGAAAAAGAAGCUAGAGAAAUAAAAGUAGUUGUGUGUUGGAGUGGUUAAAUCCAUGGAAGGUUCAAGGGGGGCAGCAGAGAGAAGAGCAAGACCUCAAAAGGAUCAAGCUUUGAAUUGUCCAAGGUGUAAUUCAACUAACACCAAGUUUUGCUACUACAACAAUUACAAUCUCUCUCAACCAAGAUAUUUCUGCAAGACUUGUAGAAGGUAUUGGACUGAAGGUGGCUCUCUGAGAAAUGUUCCCGUGGGAGGUGGUUCUAGAAAGAACAAGAGAUCCUCAUCUUCUUCAUCAUCCUCUUCUUCUUCUUCUUCUCUUUCAAAGAAUAAGGUUCCUGAUCACCAUGAUCUUAUGAUGAAUAUCACCUCAUCACCUGUUGGCUUUCCUCAUCAAAACCCUAAUAAUAAGAUCCAUCAUCAAGCCCAAUAUCUUAACCUAGCUUACCCACCACUACUACUUCAUGAGAUACCUAAAACUCAAAACCCUAGUUCUCCUAGUACAACAUCCCAACAUCAUGAUCAGCAACAUCUCUCAGCCGUGGAGCUUCUCAAGAGAGGAAUUGCUAAUUCAAGAGGACUGAUGAGUUCCUUCAUGUCCAUGCCUGUUUCAGCCGAUUCAAAUAACACCAUUUACUCAACUGCCACUGGGUUUUCCUUGCCAGACUACAAACCUACAACCCUCGAUUUCUCCUUGGAGGCGUUUCAAAGUGAUGGGUAUAAUGGAACUAGUACUAAUACUACCCUACAUGAAGAGACUAGCAAUAGUACAGCAAGGCUUUUGUUUCCAAUGGAGGAUAUGAAGCAGAUUCCAAACCCUCCUAGUGCUACUCCUCCUCCUACCACUAGUAAUACUGAUCAAUUUGAGCAGAAUAGAGGGCAAGGAUAUUCAACUGGGUACUGGCAAGGAAUGUUGGGUGGUGGAUGGUAACAGGAGAGUGAAUACAUGAGUUGGAAAUAUUGAUUGGGUUUUCUUCUAAAAAUUUUUUCCUUUUUGUUUGGAGUUUGAUUAGCUAAUUAAGACCAAGCACUGAUGGGGUAAAUGAGUUUCUUUUUCCUACUUAAUUAAUAUCUCCUUUUGUCUUGUGAUAUUUGAAAUAUUACUAUCUGAUGAUCAAUGUGGGUUUUUGAAGGCUGAAGCUUAUUUUAGGUUGGCUUCUUCAAAUGGGUGUUGCAAGAAAUGAAGAUCCAUGUUUAAAGAGGAGGAGAGAAACAGUUGCUCUAAGGCUUGCACCAUGAAUGAUUUAGGUUAGUAGCUAUAGCUAGUUACUAGUUAGAGAGAUAUAUAUUAAUAUUAGCUCAGGUAUGUGAGGAGUUUGAUGAACAAAUUAAAGUUCGUUUUGUUUUCCUUUUAAAUAGUAUAUAUAACAAGUACUGGGAUUUGUGGGUUUUGAUAAUGUUGAUAUUCUACUGAUGAAAGGUUUUAUUUUAUAUUUUUAUUUU
This is a messenger RNA of Tripterygium wilfordii, 1687 nucleotides long. Its product is annotated as dof zinc finger protein DOF4.6-like. Gene Ontology annotation, molecular function: DNA binding; DNA-binding transcription factor activity. The record is from RefSeq and is a predicted model, not a curated record. Lineage: Eukaryota; Viridiplantae; Streptophyta; Magnoliopsida; Celastrales; Celastraceae. The coding region runs from base 303 to 1175 and encodes 290 amino acids. The transcript has 2 exons. Gene Ontology annotation, biological process: regulation of DNA-templated transcription.